AUGGACUCAGCGACUUUGGCCGAACAGCUCCGCGCAAUGCAAGACCAGUCACCCGCACAAACGCUCUCAACCGAUCAUCUAAGCCCCACGCAUGGAAGAUGUUCGCGACCUGGUUCGCCACGCUCCCAGCGCGACGGCAAUGUCGGCCUCCUACCCGGCGAACCAUCGGCACCAGAAGCCACCUUACCCUCAUCAUCCCCCACCCUGCCCAUUGCAGCGUUCUGCGCCUUUACGGAAUGGUGGGCGCAUACAGCUAACCCGCUGUACUUUGAACUGCCUACCGUCAAAUCCGCCUCCUCAUUGCUCUCAAACCUUUUCCCGCAUUUUGAAGAAGCAUCCACACGCUACCCCUCCGGCUUCCGCAAAAUUGUUUACCGCCAUCUUCGCAAAGAUCUUGUCCUGGCGGGGCUCCUCUGCAAUCAAGUGAUACCCCCCGGCUCCGCCGAUGACACCGCCCUAUUUGCUUUCGCUUCCACAGCCUUGUCCACCGCCUAUGAACCCCUGCAGACCCGGACCCGAUGGCAGGUCCUGCUCAUACUCGCAAUGAUACGACAGAGCGCCAUCCGAAUCGGCAGCAUCCUUCGCUCAAAAGAGCCUGGUUGCCCAGAUACAAGCAUGACUUACGGCGACCUCCGCCUACGUAUCAAGCCAGCGCUGUCACCCUGUGUUUCAAAGACGCUUCCCCGCGACCAAGCUCUAUGCAGAGGGUUUGUCAAUGGCGGCUCAGUCACAUGGAACACCGACCGGAUGCACGACGCAUGCAAAAGAAUCUCACGCACGGCUGGUUUCCCGCGUAGCGUCACCCCCCACGCAGUCCGGAGGGCCGUGGCAGUCCGCAUGCAUUCCCAAGGCGCCAGCAUCGCUCAGGCAACACAGCAAUUAGGUCAUAAGCUCGCUUCCGAAGUCAUGCGGAGAUACACGGGCGACAUGCCCGGAGUGGACAUUGCUGCUUAUAUUCAUCGCAAAUCGGCCACUGAACGCAAGAAGGUUCAGGGCUUUAUGGCCGAGUCGGUUAGCUUGCACCCAAACCUUUUCAAAGUGACAUCGAACGCUCCCAUUCACCUGUCGCUCACAGGGGUGCAGACACUACAAGAAAGCCCCGAGUAUACCACCCUGCUCAACGCCCACCAGAUCCUGUGCUCUGAAUCGCUCAAACCUUUUGGGCCUUUCAGAGCAGCCCCGCCCGACGUCCAACAGGCUAUCGCUUUAGCCGAGGUUUGUCGACUGUCGUGCCAGCUGUCCGAAGAUCCCGCGGACAUAGAGGAGGCUGUUGCAUCUAUGCCAGACCUGCUCGGGAGCUCUGGGGAGCUGGUCGAGUACAACGCCGAGACGCUCGAAUGUUUGUUGGGAACGGCCAGCAUGCAGUACCCUCACGAAUUCGCCACCUUAGCAGACGCAGAGUCCCACCAAAGCCUCGAAGACGAAGCCACCGAGCAAGAAUCCGACGCAGACGACGUAGCGACAGGAGACGGACCGGCGCAUGAUCCUGCCCACUCCGUCCCACGAGGACGCACCCUUCACCUGCUCAACAAAGCUUCCCUGCUGCUCGAGCCUUGCCAAUUGCCGAUAUACAACAUCAUUGCGACCUGUCAGGUCAAACUGCUCAUCAACAAGGGGGCGAUAGCUCCGGCGGACUUGCUCCAGGCGGUGGACACUGCCUUAAGGCGAAAAGGUAUCGUACGCUGUGCAGACCCCGCUUGCGGCGACGGCGAAUUCCCCGACUCUGGGCUGCUCAGAGAGCAUCUCAUCUACGCUCACGGGAUAUGGCUCCCCUUGCAAAGGCCCCGGUUCAAGGCAGGGCAGACCGACCCAAAUCCCCUCGGCUUCCCUACCUUGGCUCCGUUCUGCUACCUCCAGCAGCGCUAUCUGCCCGACCCAGCCGAUCAUUACCGAAACUGCUUCGAAUCAUAUGAUGCGGUCUACAAGGAGGCGUCCGCCUCGCCCUGGGGUGUGCGAACGGACUUGAUCGUGCCCAAAGACGUCAGCACAAAGGAGCCCGCACCAGGUAAUCCGCCGGACACUCGGUAUGCACUCGAGGUGGAGAAGGGCAGGCUCGUCAUACACCCCGGCAUCUGUCUCUUGUGCGUUCACGAUCCCGCGCUUUCAUUCACUCACAGGCUCCGCCAACACCCGCCUAAUUCCUCAGCAUUCCGCAGUCAUAUCAGAGAUUGCUUGGGCAAACUGUGGUUAGCGGCAGAAGAACGUCAGUCCUCCGCGACCCCGCAUAGGGACGAAGAUGGUCCUUUUGUGUUCUGCUUUCUCAAUGGGGUGCUAGCUUGCCCUGAUCCGACCUGUCGCCUGGCGGGACGUACGCACGCCGACAUGCUUGAGUUUUUGCAACAUAUGGCAGCCGUUCACCUGCUCUGUGUCGGCGGGGGAGAUACGCGUUAUAAGCGCAAAAAUCCCACCUUUGCGGGGACGGCAGGAGGUAGCCUCAAAGAGCUGAAGGAGCUCCUGUUCGGAUUUCGGGUAGAGCGUACGGGGGUAGCAGACGCUUCGGAUACGGCGGACAGAUCGGAGCCAGAAGGUUCGGGCCAGGCAAGUGAGCCGACAGUCGCUGGCAGUCAGAACCAAGCACACACGUCGGGGAUCUGGGAGCAGGUGGGGGAGCAUGAUCGGCAGGAAGCGAUGGACGAUGAUCAGCAGGGAGCGAUGGCAAUUGAAACAGAGUCUGCGGGGGAGAAUGGAAAGCAACACGCUGGAGUAAAUCACAAGAAGGCAGCGGUGGGAAAAGGAAAGGAGUCUCGCCACAAGGUGGCGAAGCGAGCCGGCAAAAAGCGUGGGAGAGGCAUCGGUCGGGGCAGCUUCACCGAUGAGCCUGACGGAGAAAGCAGCGCAGGAGAAUCAUUUGACGCCAGCUCAGAAGGCGAAGGGGCAACCGACAGCGACGCGCCAAUGAUGCCAGAACGCGGUACAGCAUUGUGUUUGCCUGGGGGAAAUGCCACGGGCAGCACCGGCCAGCGUCUCCGCAACGGCAAGCGCCUGGGUGAUGUGGACAAAUGA
This is a messenger RNA of Tremella mesenterica DSM 1558, 3003 nucleotides long. RefSeq lists its product as uncharacterized. The coding region runs from base 1 to 3003 and encodes 1000 amino acids. The transcript is spliced from 10 exons. Gene Ontology annotation, biological process: DNA recombination; DNA integration. Gene Ontology annotation, molecular function: DNA binding. Lineage: Eukaryota; Fungi; Basidiomycota; Tremellomycetes; Tremellales; Tremellaceae. The record is from RefSeq and is a predicted model, not a curated record.